This is a messenger RNA of Ectocarpus sp. CCAP 1310/34, 2592 nucleotides long. NCBI's taxonomy places the organism in Eukaryota, Phaeophyceae, Ectocarpales, Ectocarpaceae. The record is from the annotation of a GenBank genome assembly.
AUGCCAGCUGUGGACUUCCGUUUUCGCGACGUGCGCUAUAGCGUCGAGGUUUCCAAGACGAAGGCGUCUCUGAUGGGUGGGAAGGCCGGGGUGAAGCACAUCCUGAGGGGGGUCAGCGGAGCGGUGGAGUCCGGGCAGAUCUUGGCCAUCAUCGGCCCUAGCGGAGCGGGCAAGACGUCUCUGCUCGAUGUGCUGGUCGGAAAGAUAUCGGCCGGCACGAAAGGGCUGGACGUCACGGGCGAUAUAACCGUUAACGGCAAGGUUAUGUCCAAGUCCUUCUUCUUGGAAAACGCCGCUUACGUUCCUCAGGAAGACCGCCUGUGGAGUGCCCUCACUGUUCGGGAAAAUCUGACGUUCGCGUGCAAGAUGUACAGCCCGAUGAUGUCUCGAGAAGAGUGCAACAAGCGCGUGGGCAAGGUGCUCGCCAGAUUGGGCCUCGAGGGGUGCCAGCACACUAAGGUGGUCGGAAACGUUUUCCUUAGAGGAACGUCCGGGGGCCAGAAACGGCGCACUUCGAUUGGCGUCGAGCUCGUCUUCCAGCGCAAGAUACUCUUUCUCGACGAACCGACGUCUGGUCUGGAUGCCGCUUCUGCCUCCGAGAUCAUGGACCUGCUCAGUGGCCUGGCGUCAGACACGGGAAUGAUCAUCAUCUCCAGCGUGCACCAACCGUCCAGUCGCGUCUUCAACAGUUUCGACCAGGUGAUUCUGUUGACGAUGGGGCAGACGGCUUACUUCGGGCCGGCGGUGGAUAGCCUCGACCACUUCGCGCGCUUGGGGCACGAGCCGAAGGGUCUCGUCAACCCCGCAGACUACCUUCUCGAGAUCACUAACUCCGACUUCAGCGACACAAAUGCCGUGCAGCGAUUGGCCGAUGCAUGGAAGGAGACACCGGCGUGUCAAGUGCUAGAUGCCCGUCUUCACGCACCCGCCUCUCCGCCACUGGCAGAGGGAUCGAAGGCCAGCUGGCUCUCAGCUCUCCUGCAGCUCCGCGCGCUGGUCGUUAGGGCCUGGAUGAACAGCCUGAGGGACCCCGCCGUCUAUGCUCUAAGCUACUACCGGGUGGAAAACACGCAGGAGGACAUCCUCAACCGGGUAUUUCUAAUCAUCUGGAUAAAUGCCUUCAACUCGUCCCCCGGAAUCUGCAAAAAACAUACGGAUUGUUUUCCGAAAUACGUUCUCGAUCCAACGCUUCCCCUACAUCGUACCCUUGUCACGUUACCCCAACAGAACGGGCAGUACGCGGUGGCGAGCUUCUGCAUCGCCAACGCGGUGGUCCAGGCACCCUUCGUACUCCUGAUCGCAUUGUGCUGUAGCACGCCCGCGUAUUGGAUCACUGACAUGAACGACGACCCCGUGAGGUAUCUCCAGUUCGUCGUGCUGAUGUUUCUCCUGCUGUUCGUCGUUGAAAGCCUGGCCCAGGUUGUUGGAGUCUUGGUCAAGGAUCAUCUGAAGGCUUUUCGACCUGGGGGGAGGUACUCGUGGGAGGCGAUGGUGAAGAUCGUUUUCGACGGCCAGACCUACGAAGGGUUUGAUUCUUGUGUCACUUGCUUCGGCAGGACCGGAGAGCAGGCAAGCACGACUUGUAGCUAUCGCUUUUGUCAAGACUCGCUCAGCAACGGUGGAAUAAACUAUAACGACGUGAGCAUCGCGGCGUGGUGCUGCACGCUGGUGGGAUUGUCCCUUGUAUGGAGGGUGGUCCACUACGUCGCCCUCAAGCACGUUGGGAACGUGGAACUAGGAAAGGAGUUCACUGAGGACGUGGUUGAGGCGUGUGUGAACAAGCUGAAGUGCCACAAAGCAGCAGGAGCGGAUGGGAUAGUCAACGAGUUCAUGAAGUUUGGGGGGAAGGGGAUGAUCCAGCUGAUGAUGAAAGCAGCGAAAAUCAUCCUUGGACGCUCCAAGCGCAUAAGUAAUGCAUCCGUCAGGGCAGAAUUGGGGAUCCAAUCCCUACGGUCGGGAAGAGACGCGAGGAAGCUGACCUGGCAGUAUCGCAUGUGCGGGAUGGGAGAGGAGAGGUUGCCGAGAAUUGUAUGGGAGGCGAAGUGGGCAAACAAAAAGAGGGGUAGACAACCCACGGAAUGGGUCAAGGUUGUAGAGGACGUAUGGAAGGGGCUCGACAUCGACGAAGAUGAAACGCUGGAAACGGAGGGUCUACAGGGGUUCAAGGAGAAGAUAUCUGUUGCUUGUGCCGAGAGAGAAGAACAGAAUCUGAGGAAAGAAUCCAAGGAUAAGGAGGGUCUAGAAGUGUACGGAAUGUUGAAGGAAGGAAUAGGGUUCAAGGACUACCUACAUGGACCAAUGGAUGCAAGAACAAAGCUCAAUGUCGAAUUUAGGACCGGGGACAUAGGCCUUCGAGAACGUCGACGAAGACAUAGGACGGUAGACGAGGAAGACGACGAGUUCAAAUGUGAUUGCGGCUUCGAAUGCGAAGACCGUGUUCAUGUAGUCGCGGAAUGUCCGUUGUACAAGAAGGAGAGGGAAGUGUACGUGACUGAGCUGGGAAAAAUAGAUGGGACGUACAGGGAGAUAUUUGAGGCAUGCAACAGAGAGGAAAGGACGGUGGCUGUAGUGGGGCAUAGGAGGUGGGUUUGA